This is a messenger RNA of Magallana angulata, 1241 nucleotides long. Its product is annotated as GTP-binding protein Rheb-like. Gene Ontology annotation, biological process: small GTPase-mediated signal transduction. Gene Ontology annotation, molecular function: GTPase activity; GTP binding; GDP binding. The transcript has 8 exons. NCBI's taxonomy places the organism in Eukaryota, Metazoa, Mollusca, Bivalvia, Ostreida, Ostreidae. The record is from RefSeq and is a predicted model, not a curated record. The coding region runs from base 109 to 663 and encodes 184 amino acids. Gene Ontology annotation, cellular component: plasma membrane.
UCCGUCAUAGUAUUAAAGGGAAGUAAUCCAUGACUAUGGUUUGAAACGAAACGUAAAUUUGUUUUUCUAACCUUAAUUCAAUUUUAUUGACACGAAGGCUGGACCAAGAUGCCAGCAAAACAGAGGAGAGUGGCUCUCAUGGGCUUUAGAUCGGUUGGAAAAUCUUCUGUAACAAUUCAGUUUGUGGAGAAUCAUUUUGUUGACUCCUAUGAUCCUACAAUUGAAAAUACUUUCCAGAAGACCCUAAAAAUCCGAGGACAGGAAUAUUCUCUACAAGUGAUUGACACAGCUGGCCAGGAUGAAUAUUCCAUUUUGCCCCAGUCCUAUUUUGUUAAUAUAGAUGGAUAUGUGUUAGUGUAUUCUGUGAAUUCAAGAAAAAGCUUCGAAGUCGUCAAAUUUGUUUAUGACAAACUUCUGGACAUGAAAGGAACUAUCAAUGGAGUACCUGUUGUGUUGGUGGGAAACAAAUGUGAUCUGGCAACAGAAAGAGAAGUACCAUUUGAAGAGGGAAAGAGAUUGGCUGACAGCUGGAAGGUGGCUUUUUUGGAGACCUGUGCGAAGGAGCAUCACAGUGUGACAGAAGUUUUCACCCAGAUUAUCCUGGCCAUUGAGAGGGCAGAAGGAAACAACCCAGACCAGAAAAAUUCAUGUGUGUUAUCUUGAUGACAAUAUUGCAGGAUUUACUCCUCUAUAUUAUCAAUGUAAAUUCAAUGUAUAUGCACUGAAGAAUUUAUUUGUAAUGUAUAUUAAAUUUCUUAUGAAUGUACAAUGAUGUUGUAUUGUUUAAUGUGAGAGAGGGUCAUCUCAGGUGAAAAUGGCUUAUUUUAUAUUUAUUUUAUCUUUGUUAAUGGAUUUGAAAUUAAGAAUCGCAACAAUACUAGUAAAUAAUUUACUGGAAAAUGCAUAUUAUAUUCCUCAUGCACAAUUGUAAUAUUACAUUUGAGAUCAAUUUUUAUUAGAAUAUUGAUGUAAAUAUUGUACAACAAACAACACAAGGUUUUAGAGAAGAAUAUUAAAACCAAUGGGAUGUUGAUGAAUUGUACCUCUGGAUUUUGUUUUUGAGCUACAUUGUAAAUCAUGUUCUGUGAAUGUCAGGAGUUUUGUUUUAUUUGUUGCAAUGUUUCAAAAUGCGAAUGUUUUAACAGUUACUUUGAAAAUUUAGUCUGUGGGUUUUCUGUGAAACCGAUCGAGUCAUCAAAUGUUUAAUGGAUUCUUCAUGCAAUAAAAUGAUAAACAUUUUA